UUCCACAAAGCGCCUCCCGUUAUCUCCGGUGCUGCUGCGCAAGAGCCAGAAGGGCAACUGCUACUGAUAUUCCCACUUGGCAGAAAAGUUUUCCGUUUGUUGUGAGGAUAAAAAAAGAAGCCGGAAACCGAGGAGUCGUCUGCAGAAGAAGCGGAUUGUACCACCGCGAGUUUGGCGACCACAUGAAGAUGAGAAACCAGCUUUGACGACCUACGGAUGUCCACCUUCCCCGGACCAUUCGGCUUCGGCAACACAUCCAAAACACUCUUCAAGAGGGAGGUUUUUACAGCUUAUUACCCAGGAGGAAAAACUUUAUCUUGACCAUUUCUUGUAUUUAUCAUUUGGACUGAAGUGGUCCAAACUGUGAAGCCUGUUAAGGACAGAACACCAAACGGCACUUACUUGGCAAAGAAUGAUCUGGACUGUGAUGAUCUGAUUUCAAGUGAAUUUGGCUGGAAACAGAUCUCACUUUAGUUCCACUAAAGAGAAAUGAACUGAAUUCAAGCUAAACUGAACUGACAUUGACUGACACUUUCUUCAAGAAUCCUCACCUUCCAUACAAACGGCUCUUUUCUGAGCCCCUUCCCUCAAAACGCCCAAUUCUUUAAGUCUCCAAACUAAAUUCCCUCAAUUCCUCAGACCCUUUCCAAGGGUCUCCGACAUUGUCUCACAUCUUAUUGAGGAGGAAUCAUCUCCUCCUCCUCCUAAAAUCCUUACGACCUCUCUCUUCUGUCCAAACAUGGACCUCCAUAGGGCAGCAUUCAAAAUGGAGAGCUCCUCCUACCUGCCCAAUCCCCUAGCCUCCCCAGCUCUCAUGGUCCUGGCCUCUACUGCUGAAGCCUCUCGAGAUGCCUCGAUUCCCUGCCAGCAGCCACGUCCAUUUGGCGUCCCAGUCUCUGUCGAGAAAGAUGUCCAUUUGCCAUUUAACAAUGGUUCUUACACUUUUGCAUCAAUGUACCAUCGUCAAGGUGCAGUCCCACCAGGAUUCCCUAACAGGGAUUUUCCUCCAUCCCUCCUUCACCUCCAUCAUCAGUUUGCCCCACCUAACCUGGACUGCUCGCCAAUCAGCAUGCUAAAUCACAGUGGCGUCGGCGCCUUCAGGCCUUUUGCCUCACCACCGGAAGAUCGCGACGGGGCGCCAGGUGGUUAUCAGUCUGCUUUCACCCCAGCCAAGCGCCUCAAAGGCUGCCUGGAUGCAGAGGCUUCACCUCACCUGCGGUACUCUGAUGCAGAGGGGAAAGAGUAUGACUUUGGUGGUUCCCAGAUCCCUCCUGGAGGCUCGCCGAGCAGCGCCUUGAAAGCAGUGGAGGACAGUGGGAAAAAGAUCUUCGCUGUGUCAGGCCUCCUGUCUGAUCGAGAGACUUCCUCCAGCCCUGAGGACCGCAUUGAGCGCUGUAAAAAGAAGAUGUCCCUGUAUGACAGCCAAGCUCCAAUCUGUCCCAUCUGCCAGGUGCUGCUCAGGCCCGGAGAGCUCCAGGAACACAUGGAAACAGAGAUAGAGCGGCUAGCUGCCAUAUGUCUCAGUAAGAACCCCUCACCCAAGGAUGGAGCAGCCACUCCAGGAACCCCCAAGUCACUGCUGUUGUCGGUGCACAUCAAGCGUGAGGGAGAGUCUCCCGUGGUCUCGCCCCUGUCCUCUGAAGACAUCCACCACUCCGACAGAUACCAGACAUUUUUACGAGUUCGGGCAAACAGGCAGACAAGAUUGAAUGCCCGUAUAGGGAAGAUGAAGAGGAGGAAGCCUGAGGAAGGGGGCCAGCGUGAGGGUGCCUUAGGCGAUGAUGACUCAGCCGACAUGGAUGGAGAGAACGGGCGGGGCUUUGAGGAGUAUGAGUGGGCGGGGCAGAAGAGGAUCAGAGCGACGGCUUUGUUGGAGGGAGGCUUCAGAGGAACAGGUUUUGCCACGUGUAGUAUCAAGGAGAGUGCGGCAGACAGUGACGCUGACCUCGAUGUGGACGGAGAUGACACCUUGGAGUACGGCAAGGCCCAGUACACCGAGGCCGAUAUCAUCCCCUGCUCUGGAGCUGGAGAGGACCAAGGAGAGGCCAGGGAGAGGGAGGCGCUACGGGGAGCCGUUCUCAACGGUGGGAUGCCUUCCAACAGAAUAACGCCUGAAUUCUCCAAAUGGGCCAGCGAUGAGAUGCCUUCAACGAGCAACGGAGAAAGCAGCAAGACAGACUCCAGCACUCCUUCAUCCUCCUCCUCUUCCUCAUGCGCCCCGCGCACCUGUAAAAACAGUGAGAUUGAAAAAGUAACAGAGGAGGAGUCCACAGCUACCACCAUGGAGGCUCUCAAGGCUCGAAUCAGAGAGCUGGAGAGGCAGAUACUGAGAGGAGACCGAUACAAGUGUCUCAUCUGCAUGGACUCCUACACGAUGCCGCUCACCUCCAUCCAGUGCUGGCACGUCCAUUGUGAAGAAUGCUGGCUCAGGACUCUGGGGAACAAGAAGCUGUGCCCGCAGUGCAACACCAUCACCUCACCAGGAGACCUGAGGCGUGUCUACUUGUAAAGAGCACCUACCUACCCCACCUCCAACCACCCCCACCCCCCGCCGCGUCCUCCUCCUCGUCCUUCCAUUCCUCCUCUCAUCUUGGAUUUCAUCGUCCUCCCUGUCGAUCGUCAUUCGUUUUCUGUCUCUCUUAAUGGCCUGGUUCGGCUGCUCCAGACCCUCCCAAGAGCGUACAGAGAAAAGACUGCUGUCUUUGAGACUCCACUGACUCUUUCAGGAGGUUGAAACUGGAUGAAACUGAGACUGAGCAGCACUGACUGACUCUCUGGCUGGCUGGCUGGCUGGCUGCCUGGCCACCCGCGACAAAAACUAAUUAAAACAAGGAGACCUGCAAUCCCACUGGUCAAAAGGCUUGUUUCCUCUGUACAUGUAACAUGGGGUGUCCACUGAAGGACUUGUAGUCAGUGAAGACCCCCAACACCCAGCUAGGCCCUGCUGAGACCUGGUAGCUUCAUGCAGCAGGAGCUGAAAGGAACAUCUUAAUACAGAAAAUGAAGACUUCUUUUUCCCCCCACUAGCUCUUGUUUGACAUUUCGGUGGUGCUGAACAAUUGGCUCUACCCUGAAGACUCGGUAGAAAGCUUCUUUUUGUUUUUUGUUCCCUAUUCCAUAGAGAAAACUCUUAUCUACAUGCCCCUGUUGCUUAUGAGAAUUAAAAAAGGGCCUGUCUACUAAAACUGAGCUUUCAACCAAACUGAGAAUAACCUCACAACCUUGAAAAGGAGUUUGACACUCCUCCUCCACCUCCUCUUCUUCUUCUCCUCGCGAGCCCUUCCCUUCCCCUCUCCCCUUAUUCCCCCUUUUGUGGUGUUCUAGUGAAGUAAACCAAAAGUUCCCCCCCCUCCAAGAUGCAGUGCAAGCACAUGUAAUAUAGUUCUAUGUAUGUUUACAAUGUUGGGUGUAAAUGACAUAGAGUUCACUCUCUCACUCACACACACACACACACACACACACACACACACACACAGAUGCAAACACAUGCACACAUGUUACCAUCAGCAGACACACACAGAAGUAUAUAAUAUCCAAGUCCUGUUUUUAGUUGGAAGGGUUUGGGAAUAACGUUUGGGGAAAAAAUGGCUGGAAAUAAAAGAAGCCUUCUGUAUUUUUAAAAAAAAAAGAUCAUUUGAAGAUCCGUUGAAGUUUUAUUUCACUGUACAGGAAUAAAAAAAUUUAAGUAAUAAUAAACUACUCAAGACUAGAUGGUCAAGAUUUAGCUGGUGUAAUUUUUCUGAAGAGUAUCCUGGAAGAAAAAAAAGCAAGGAAAGAUCUUUUUUUUAGUUUUAUCGAAUGGUGAGAUUCCCAUGCUGCAAAUAAGCAGAACGAUGGAACUGCUCUUUAGUUGCUACAAUGUCCAACUGAGCCUCUUUUAACCUGCACCUCUGCUUCCUCUCAUUCGGAGUAACAUCAUUCUCACAUCAUAGUCUAGAAAUGUUUUGUUUUACCCCCUACAUGUCUCAAAAGAAAGCUUUUUCCAUUGUUCCAUCAUAUUGCUAUGCUGCAAAAAGGUCCCAAAAUGGCAACCCUGAAGGGCAGGCUCUUUCUAGCUAUAACGGAUGAGGGAAUUCUCUGGAUUAGAAGGAUGGCCAAAGCUGAACUGGCAACCUCCAAAACCCGCAGCACCUCCCCCCCCCCUUUACCUUUACGGCAGCAGCAGCAACCAAGGUGGUGGUGUGCUUUGUGUUUGUAAAACUAUGUAUUCUGUGACGUCUGUAUUGUUGUAAGAAAUGCUGAAAAAAAAUGAAAAAAUAAAACUUCUCAAAUACCA
Micropterus dolomieu (smallmouth bass) is the source of this 4276-nucleotide messenger RNA. It is a transcript of the gene rnf220a, whose product is annotated as ring finger protein 220a. Lineage: Eukaryota; Metazoa; Chordata; Actinopteri; Centrarchiformes; Centrarchidae. Gene Ontology annotation, molecular function: ubiquitin protein ligase activity; metal ion binding. The transcript is spliced from 14 exons. Gene Ontology annotation, biological process: protein ubiquitination. The coding region runs from base 740 to 2509 and encodes 589 amino acids. The record is from RefSeq and is a predicted model, not a curated record.